Cladophialophora carrionii CBS 160.54 is the source of this 897-nucleotide messenger RNA. RefSeq lists its product as uncharacterized. Gene Ontology annotation, molecular function: small GTPase binding; guanyl-nucleotide exchange factor activity. The record is from RefSeq and is a predicted model, not a curated record. The transcript is spliced from 2 exons. Gene Ontology annotation, cellular component: nucleus. Lineage: Eukaryota; Fungi; Ascomycota; Eurotiomycetes; Chaetothyriales; Herpotrichiellaceae. The coding region runs from base 1 to 897 and encodes 298 amino acids. Gene Ontology annotation, biological process: protein import into nucleus.
AUGGCGGCUACGUACGGCGUCCGGCAACUCUAUGGAGGAGCCUUGACUGUUGAGUUGCCCGUUGAAUUGAUAGAUUCGAGCGACAUCCGCCAAAUCCCCGACCACCAAGAAGUCUUCCUCUCGCCCACGACCCUCACGUCCAUCAUCUUUGAGAUAAACACGCACAUCUCCACGGGCGGCGGCGGCGGCGAUAACCACAACGCCCCCAGCCAGGCCCCAACAACCCGCACCGAAGUCUCUCCAGACGGCACCACCACGACGACAACCACGACCACGACCACCAGCGUCACCACGUCGGUUGUCUCGGCCGGAGCAAGCCCGCAGGCACAGAACCCGGGACCAAACAGGGACGCCGAUGACCAUGAAGCCACGAAACAGCACUUUACCGACGUCAUCUCCCCACCUGACACCCUCGUCUCGACGCUGCCCUCGCCCCAGCCCGUGAAAAUGCUCGACCCUUCCCUGGCGCGGUACCCAGCGUACAUGCUCGCCGGGAACAUCAACACCGUCGACGACAACACCCGCGCAGCAGGGGCCUCCAACGCUCACGCUCAGCAGCCGAACCAUGCACAUGCACGGGCCCAUCCCGGCGCCGCCACAGCGCCCGCCACCUUCCCCACGACGGGGGGCUCCUCGGCGUCGCACGCCGCGCAGUCCCUACUGGGUCUCGUUCAUCAGAUCCAGCUCCUCGUCCGCCUGCCUGAUCAUGGCACGGACAUUGUCGUGCGCGUGGCUGUGCCGCUCAAGGAGUUCGCGCGGGCCGGCCAAGCACUGGGGAGCAGUGACUCUGGAGCCACCGAGGGGAUGAUUGCCGAGGAGCUGGGCAGGGCGCGCGAUCUGCUUGCCAGGGUGGUGGGGACACUGAAGGUGCGCGAUUGGGGGUUACUGGCUGGGUAG